This is a messenger RNA of Anisakis simplex (herring worm), 1251 nucleotides long. NCBI's taxonomy places the organism in Eukaryota, Metazoa, Nematoda, Chromadorea, Rhabditida, Anisakidae. The record is from the annotation of a GenBank genome assembly.
AUGAAAUCUUACUCAGAAAGUUCAAGUCCUCUCACAUUGAACAGUUUCGCCGACUAUGAACGUAACGUUCAAACAUCUUCAGUUCAUCGCGGUCGGCCGUUCGAAUCAGUAUGUGAGUUGUCAACAGAUUCCGUGGCACAACAAGUGAAAUCAAUAGGUGAUCAAGAGAACGAUAAGGAGAAUGAGCCAGUGGUUGAUAGUAGUAACCAAGAACAGCAACACCCGGGUACAUCAACCCCUGUCAAGAAGGCUUCAUCAAACGAUAGCACAGAGACAACGCGUUCAACUCGUUUAACAAAUCCAUUUGAAAGUCAUCUUUUGGAGAGUCUUUGUGUCAGUACGUUCAGUCCACGACUGUUUUCAGACUUGAAAACCCCGUCUAAGUCCAAUACUGAAUCACCGGAAAAGUUUCGAUGGUCAAUCGAUCAAAUUGCGAUUUUGAAUCCGGCUGAUAUCGAUGAAUCUGCAGCGGAUAAGCAAGAAUCUCCUGAUCCGGUGUUCGAGGCCCGUGUGCAAGGUGCAAUCGAUAAAUUUUGGACUUCGCAAAAGUUUGUGCUGCCAUCGCCAGAUGUUAAUUUGGUGUUCUCGGCAGGUGCUUCUUCCACUCAUUCAGCACGUUCCGAUCGUUCACCAUUCCAGCAUCCAUCCUACAAACGACCUCAAUCGUUUAGAAGAGAUUCAAAUCGGAAUAAUGCGGUUCGUAUAGAAGAAUCUCCUUUGGUGCGGCCAGGUUUCCAGCGUUUCAACGGCAGUAUUCUAAGACGGACGAAAGAAACACAAACGCUGCUCACAUUUCCACCUGACCUCGAUCUUGUCAAAUUACUUGGUGGUCGUUUCCAAUAUAAUGAAGAAGAUGAGAAUGCAGAAGAGGCAGCGUUCGAAGCAAAUCUCUCGUUGAAUACAUUGCGACGAAAAUUAUUCGCCGAUUACGAUUCGUCGUUCUCGAGUGCGAAAGAUAACGAGCUCGAGAGCAGUCACACUUCAUUUGCUGAUUGUACUGCAAACAACCCACAUUCUCCGGCAUUACUCAAAUUCGACGAUGAUGAAGUGGAUGAGGACGAAGUUGAUGACCUGUUGAAUAUGGACGGCGAUCCGAACGUGCAAGAGGAAUCAUUCAUGGACGGUGAUAUCUCGACAAUUGGGGAGCGUGAUCGUAGUGUGGGCAAUUAUGGUGAUGAUGAAACGCCAGUGUAUUUGGGACGACGAAGAAUGGUAUCACCGGAAAUGUCACCGAUCAGAUUCAUCAAUUGA